This is a messenger RNA of Paracoccidioides lutzii Pb01, 462 nucleotides long. RefSeq lists its product as hypothetical. The transcript is spliced from 2 exons. The record is from RefSeq and is a predicted model, not a curated record. The coding region runs from base 1 to 462 and encodes 153 amino acids.
AUGGAGGAAAAACUCCUAUACACGGAUCAUCACGCCGCAAUCACGACGGCCAAUGCGCCAGGGAAAGAUUAUCCAUGUCUGCUCUUUAUGGUCGAUACGGAAAUGCGACUGUCCUGGCCCGAUUUUGUUCCCCGGGCAAAUGUUCUCUUUGCCUGGGACGAAGGCGAGGGCGUCUGGGUUCUCGAGCCUACGGAGGACGACUGUGAAAACCUCAAAGAGUUUCUCAAGAGAGAUUUCAUGCACUGGCAUGAAGCUCUGGAGAAAUGCGGAGCUGUUCAUUUCAGCCAUUGGCAGGACAAUUUUUGGAGCAGAACUGCCAAUGAGAAGACAUACGGCACUGCUGACUGGAAGCCAUUCUACUGGGCGAAAGAAUUUCCCACAGAUGAGCCAGGAGCCCAAUAUGGGAUAUCUAGGAAAGAGGCGGACUCGAAUACAUCAAUCGGCUUCCAGCAGAAGCUGUAA